AGCAGCAUCGUCAUUGUCAUCAUCAUGCCUGGCAUGUCAAAGCCCCAGUGGAGUCCUGAGGGUCCAUCGUUUGGUUCAGAUACAAAGAUGUUGCCGAGGAGGCCUAAAUGUGUCCGCUGCCGAAACCACGACCUAUUAGUGCCGAUAAAAGGGCACGCGCGCAAGUGCCCCUUCUACUUGUGCCAGUGUUGGAAAUGCGCGUUGAACUCCGAGCGGACCAGGAUCGCGACCAUACAAAGGAGCCUGAAGAGAAAGCAGCAAGCCGAGCAACCGUUGGAGCGCGCCGCACGUCUCCACAAUUCAGGGACUUUCGGGGGAUUCCCUGACGUGGACUGCAUGUCCAUCAGUAGUGACCCCAAACAUCGACCUACCAUACUCGAUAGUGGCGGAGGGAAGGUGGACACUGGGAAGCAACCUGGGGCUUCCAGUCUCCUCUUAGGUUUCUCUGAUCGAGAGCCAGCAAAGGUCCUCUACAUGCAGUACCCGUGUCUCCAGGCUUACAAUGUUUGCCAUGCUCCGACUUGGAAUAUAUCAGGCAGGCCUCCCUUCCUCGAGGAACUGACAGUGCCAUUAAGCUUGCCUUCCUUCCAGGGGCACGUCUUGCCUAACUCUACUUACCUGACUCAAGUAAGUAAACUGGUACUCAUGGCAGGGUGUAACUUCAGUCCUAGUUGUUGCUCUGCCAAAGCUGUCCGGGUGUAUGGUGAGGAUUUGGUAAUCAUAAAUCAAGAACUGCCACAUUUUUUUCAUCUCAUUGAGUACUUUGAAAAGGGUGGUCUGGGUGGCUGGAAGAUAAACACUUGACAUCUGACAGGCAGAGAGUCUAAAUAGUGAGAAGGGUUGGCACUGGUAAGGCUGACACAUGUUACCUCGCCAGGCGAUAAGAGAUGCUGGUAGAAAGAAGGAAGCUUUGCAUGUUUGUGAUGUGUUUCAAUAUGGUAUCAGGCAGUGCCACUACCACAGGCUUCAGAGAGAAGUACCCUGGUGGGAGCAUGCAGCAUUCUCUCAGGACUCCUGAGGGAGAAGCAACUCAACUACUGGCAGAAAUGGCUGACUGAAACCUUUGUGGAGAGAGUAAAGCCAGGGAGGUAACAUCAGAGGCGC
Molecule: messenger RNA, 1104 nt
Organism: Erpetoichthys calabaricus (reedfish)
Lineage: Eukaryota; Metazoa; Chordata; Cladistia; Polypteriformes; Polypteridae
Product: doublesex- and mab-3-related transcription factor 1Y-like
Exons: 2
Coding region: 25-804 (259 amino acids)
Biological process (GO): regulation of transcription by RNA polymerase II; sex differentiation
Cellular component (GO): nucleus
Molecular function (GO): DNA-binding transcription factor activity, RNA polymerase II-specific; RNA polymerase II cis-regulatory region sequence-specific DNA binding
Source: RefSeq, a predicted model, not a curated record